AUGGCUUCGCGAGGCGUUUCUGUCCUCAAGUUCGUGGGAACCGUCUCCCUCGGUCUCCUGACGGGCCUGUCUUACACACUCUCAACCCUCACCGUGCCGACCUUGCUCACCCUCCCCUCCGCAAGCACCGCCGCGAAGGCCUUCUACACCCUCGCUUCUACCGCGAAGACUCAGCUACGCGCUCUGGCCGGCGUCUCCAGCAGUGCCUUCCUGCUCGCCUUCCUGCUCUCCCCGCGCUCCUACCGCCAUCCGUACCUCAUCUACACCUCCUUCCUCGUGCUCACCUCCCGCCUCGCCGUCGCCGACUUUGUCGCUCCCUACCUAUUCCAGUCCCCGCCAGCCUCCGCCGGUAAGCAGCCAUCAGCCGCCGCCAAGCAGCGGAGAGAGCAGCGCGCCCGUGCCCGCAUGGAGAUGAGCUACGACGUCAUCGGAUCCGAGGCGCACAGCGACGCCACCGACUCGGCGAGCGACAGGGACCUGGCCGAGACCGAGGAGGAGCACCAGCUGAACGGCGAGGACGUCCGCGGCGAGGUCGAGGUGUUCCUCAAGAAGCAGAUAACGUCCACCGCUCUGGCAGGCCUCGGUUUCCUGAUGGCUGUCGUCGGCAUAUGGGGCGACGGUGUGGCAAGCUACCUGAGCGAGACUGUCGUCAUCGAGGUCUAA
Molecule: messenger RNA, 663 nt
Organism: Phaeoacremonium minimum UCRPA7
Lineage: Eukaryota; Fungi; Ascomycota; Sordariomycetes; Togniniales; Togniniaceae
Exons: 2
Coding region: 1-663 (220 amino acids)
Biological process (GO): autophagy of mitochondrion
Cellular component (GO): mitochondrion
Source: RefSeq, a predicted model, not a curated record